AUGGGAACUAGUCAUAGGCCUAUACGCGAUGUAUACAUUUGCCAUGCCGCAGAAGAAAAAAAAUCAGUAAUAUUCGCCUGCGAGCAGAGCAAACGCGCGAAAAAACGAGAGAGGAAUGUAAAUAUGAUUGUGUUGGGAAGAGCAAAUGAAGGCGAUGAACAGCGAAACCAUGUGUUCGUCUGCUAUGAAGACUCAAUUAACAAAUUAUUAGUGCAGUUCAAAAUGACUGCGCUAACAAGUCUUAUUCACAUUUAUUUUUGA
Molecule: messenger RNA, 261 nt
Organism: Clunio marinus
Lineage: Eukaryota; Metazoa; Arthropoda; Insecta; Diptera; Chironomidae
Source: the annotation of a GenBank genome assembly